GCUGCGGAGUAGCUCGGUAAUCUGGGUAGCUCACUGCAGUGCCCUCCAACGGUGUUACGGUUAAUGGUAGCAGAUCGGCGAUCACCUCCUAAAGACUCUCUGUAGUUUGCCUUCUUGACACACCUUUUGUUGUCUCGUCGUCUAGCUAGAGUCGGCUAACGGUUGCUAGCGAGCAUCACCCGCUUCGACUACCCGCCAGCGGUGAAGUAAAGUUGGGACAAAAUAGUUACUCUGAAGCCGAGGGAGCCGAGAAGUGACGGCCGACACCCUGCCAGGAUGAGUGGUGAUGACUUGAACCCAGCUGCUGUGGCUCGGCCAGUAGAGGAUGCACAAGGAGAUGACCGUUGGAUGUCACAGCACACAAGAUUUGUGCAGGAGUGUAAGGAUGCUGAACCAGAUGUGCUUUUUGUGGGGGACUCUAUGGUACAGCUAAUGCAGCAGUUUGAGGUCUGGAGGGAGUUAUUCUCUCCUCUUCAUGCACUCAACUUUGGAAUUGCAGGGGACACCACCUGUAAUGUGCUGUGGAGGCUGCAGAAUGGAGAGCUGGAGAACAUCUGUCCCAAGGUGGUGGUGUUGUGGGUAGGAACCAACAAUUACGAACACACAGCAGAGCAAGUUGCAGGAGGAAUUCUUGCAAUUGCGCAGCUGCUCACCUCCCGCCUCCCCAAGGCAAAGAUAGUUGUACUGGGUUUGUUGCCUCGAGGGGAGCGACCCAACCCUCUGAGGGAGAAGAACACGGUGGUUAACGGGUACCUGCGCUCCUGGCUGCCUCGUCUGGGCCGCGCUCAACUCCUAGAUGUCAGCGGGGAUUUCGUUCACUCGGACGGAGCCAUCAGCCUACAGGACAUGUUUGACUUCCUCCAUCUGACGGCGACAGGCUACCGCACCAUGGCGAAGCCCCUCAGUGACCUGCUGCUUCAGAUACUGGAGGAAACGCCAGAGGAGAGACAGGUGUCGCCUGUUUGAGGGCCGUGGCCUAGCAGCACAUUUAUCCAGAGGUAUGUCUCACCCGCUGCUGUGGGAGACGGGGGAGACAUGUCCCUGGUAUCUAGAGGAGGAAGGGCUCUCUCAUAGGGGGAAUAGGCACCCUGAUGUGAGUGGGCCCAGGAGGGCUGUGGGAUCACAUUCAUGAGCGGAGGGUUGGGUGUGGAGAGGUGCUAAAGAGGGAGAGAGAGAGAGACCUCACUACAGAUGUAGACACUGUGAUUGCAGUAGUAACCUCUAUUGCAAAAUGAUUUACCAAGGUUACUGAGAUCAUGUGGUACUUAUUCAUUUUGGCCUGUGGAGAAAAUGAGUGUUUCCCUCUCACCUGUGCCACGGAGACGUGAUACAAAUAUAAAAAAAGUCCAGUGCACAACGCAGAACAUUAUCCAAAAUGUUGUAAUGUUAUGAGUCUGACCAGUAUGCUGCAGAGCAGUGGUUCCCAACCUAGGGGUCAAGGUGUUGCAAGAUCAUUUAAGGGAAAAUAUGGAAAAACAUAUUGUUUUUUUCUUGCAAAACACUAAAUACUUUCACCUCUUCAGGCCAAAUAGAAACAAUCUGAGAAGUUAAAAUCACUCUUUGGUGUGGCAUUGUUUAUUUUAAAGGUCCACUAGUCAAAAAGGUUAGGAACCACUGCUACAGAGGGGCUACUGCUGAGAUAUACACUAUUUCGAGUUUUGUCUGUCUAGUUCUUUAUUUGUAAAUACUCAGCAUAACAAUGAGCACUUAGUCUGCUAAAUGUUCACUUUUGAUCUUGUGUGUAAUAACCAAUUAGAUGUCUUUUGAAACUGUUAAUAUAAAAUAGAUCAGUGUAUAUCCGGAGAGGAGAGUUAGCUACUUUUCCACAGACUACACAUACAGCUGAUCACUACUUCAUUUCUGUGUCACCUAAAACCAUCACUGAACUAAAUGUUCAACUCUUAACCUGAUUUCGGCGUUCGCUGCAUGCAUGUUUUAAGACGAGCCUCAGCUGUGGUGUAGAGAGUCGACCAAUGCUUCUCUAUUAAAUCAGUGAAUAUCAAGUCAAAACCAUGUGUUCAUAAAUGUUUAUGAGUGAUGUGAGGCUGUUGAAUCUACUUGUCUGAUAAUCUACAUAGGUAUUCCAAACAUCGCCAACUCUGCUUAUGUGCAAAACUUCUAUCACCCGGCAAGUGUAUUUACAUUUUACUUUUAGAAUUACAUUUCACCAUUUUGGUCCAGAUAAAUCUGCUGUGACAUUUGAUUUUAAUGUUGAGUAGGUUACACAAUGUUUUGUAUUGCUGGACGAAGACCUGCCAGCUUUUUAAAUUGUGCUCCUAACGACUUCUUGACUGUGUCCUCGGUAUCUGUUAAAGGAUAUUUUUGAAAAGAAAUUUCAAUAUUGUGUGUGCACUGUUUUUUUAGUAGCUUUGCGGUGCAAUAGUGCACUUGGUUUUAUUUAUUUUUUACAACAAAGUACAGUUGAGAUAAUCCGGUGGGUGUCACAUCAGCUCCAGUCCUCCUGCUUUCACAUCACAUUCUUAAUCACAACAUGGCUUUUCCCUUUUCUGUGUCUGUAUCUCACACUAAUACAUACAAAUAUUCACAGUCUGACACUUUGACUAGCACAGGCUCUCUCUCCCUCCUAAAUACAUGGAUAUACAGUAUUUUCUCUUCGAAGCACCUCUUUAUCUCUCUCCCUGUUGUAUUUGUUGUAGACUCUCACCCAGCCCUGCCACCCUGGGCCUUGACGUCUCUACAUAGUGUAGUAACUGAAUAUAUUUUAGGAAUGAAAAGUACUAGCUACACGAAUAAGCUACCUAACACAGCUAUGCUUAAUAUUGUCACGCUAAAUGCUAAAAAGCACUCACAGGUCAUGCAAAAGAAAAAACAUUUAUCUGUGAGUUCUACUGUAGCUGUUUCUUCAUGGCUAGGUUCUGUUUGAAUUGUGGCUGAGAGACUCAAGCAUCAAAUUAUCCAGCGUUACUGCUGUCUUAAGCUCUGCACAUUUGCCUGCUGUGUUAAAUAUAGUGUAUGUUUGUGUGCCUUAAGUGUUCGUGGGAACGGCUGUGUACAGUAUGUCUGGUCCUGGAUUGUGUAAGUUGGAAGUAUGAGUGUCUAGAAAUGGCCCCAGUUGUAUAUAAGACAUGUGAAGCUUGAGGAAAUGAUGUUUGAAGGGGUUUCAGGUUGUGUUUGGUGCCAUACAGCAUUUGCACUGUUUUGGCUCGUUGUGACAUUAUUGAGAUAAAGCAUUCCAAUAAAAAAACACAACAAAAAACAAGGA
This is a messenger RNA of Sander lucioperca (pikeperch), 3223 nucleotides long. It is a transcript of the gene pafah1b2, whose product is annotated as platelet-activating factor acetylhydrolase 1b, catalytic subunit 2. Lineage: Eukaryota; Metazoa; Chordata; Actinopteri; Perciformes; Percidae. The coding region runs from base 277 to 966 and encodes 229 amino acids. The record is from RefSeq and is a predicted model, not a curated record. The transcript is spliced from 6 exons.